Molecule: messenger RNA, 1446 nt
Organism: Zea mays
Lineage: Eukaryota; Viridiplantae; Streptophyta; Magnoliopsida; Poales; Poaceae
Exons: 2
Coding region: 344-1084 (246 amino acids)
Source: RefSeq, a predicted model, not a curated record
UCUACUUUUGGCGCCAGAUGGAUAAUAAAUUAAUAAAUGCUGAGAUGACUAGCUACAUCAUCCGUAUGUGACACAAGAAUAUUUACAUUUAAUAGAGGGUAUUCUUGUAAUCUCUCAUAUUACUACUCUAACGCCUUGCGAUGCUAAAACGACUUGGCUCAUGGGACGGACGGAGGGAGUAGUGGUUUAGAACAAACAGGCCCUAGAUGGUCCACGAUCUAAACGUGAUUUUUUUUCUUCUAAAAACAACGCUAAAAAAAUCCGGCCCACUUUACCGUUGCGGCGGACAAGCAGAGUCGCGGCGGCCGAACCGCCACCUCCCUUUGCGCCUCACUCAUCAGUCAUGGCGUCGCUGCCGCCUGGACCUCCGGCGUGGUCGGUGACCCUGAGCCUAAGGCACCGUGGCGGGCUGGAGAUCCGUGCCGCCGCGGAGAACUUGCUCCCAGGGUGGGGCCGCGGCGGGGAGCGCAUGUCCCUCCUGCUCCGCCUCCGCCGCUGCCUCCUCCUCUCCGUCACAUCCAAUUGCGGCGGUCGUCCCGCGGCGACCACACAGCCCGGGCCGCCGCCGCGCGGCAGCAGGGUCGUCCGCUUCCUGCGGAGCAGGUGGGCGCGGCUGCCGCGGGCCACCUCCAUUUGGAGGCGCAAGAAACAGCCCCCGGCGCGCGCCGCCGUGCCGCCGGACUGCCGGGACCAGGUGACCCGAUCCCACAUGUUAUUUAAACACUCGCUUCAUCGGUGUAUCCAGUUCCUGACUGGUUUCAGACUUUCUGGCUUCUUGCCUGCCUGCCUGCAGCGGAGUCGAACGCUGGCGCGGCCUGUCUUCUGGGCAACGGCAUCGACGCCAGCGGCGACGACGCGGUUCGUCGUCGUCGUCGUCGUCGCCGCCCUUGCCGUGACCGUGUCUAUCGUCACGGCGUUCCGCAUCACGGGCGGCAUCAGCAACCGGAGAGGAGGCUGCGACAGCAAACCGAUUGCGCGAUGGGCCAGGUUGUUGGAGUUGCUGGAGCAUCCCCCUCUCAACUGCAACUACAGGUGUCUCCUUGGUGCGCCAAAGCGAGGGCUGGAGUGGAUCUUCAGCAAGUAGAUGUUCUGUCAGAUGAAAGCCACCUGCGUUGCGUAGGAGCUAGGAAAGGUUCGAUCUGACUGCUGAUAGUAUCCUAGGUUAAUUUAGAGUUUGUGUUAUACAUGACGACUGGGAUCGAUAUCUGCAUGAGCAUGGCAGGCAUUCAAGGAGCAAGUUCGUCACAGCCACUUCAGUUUGAUCUGGUUCUGUGUGCAUUUGCAAUAGCAAUUCAGUGGUUGUCAACACGGUUAUGUAUUUAUAUAAGAUGAAUUGGUCUUCAACAUUUCUUUUCUUUUUUAAAAAAGGGUUGCCAUAGCAGGGAUCUGGCAUUGUGAGAGUUGCAAUUUCAGAGUAUAAAAGGCCCAGUGAAUCUAAUUGCUAUA